AUGGCUAAAAAUUCAUUUAAGAAAAUUGAGCAAUCAGAUUAUUACAAUGUUUCCGAUCAUUUUCACGAAGAUGAAGUCGAUAUUAAUAUUUCAUCGAGUAUGAAAACUAGUCAAGAUGAAUAUCACAUUGAUUUUACACAAGAGACGACAUCUGAUCAACAAACGAGUGAAAUAUUUUUGAAUGAUUUAAUUCUACUAUCUGAUAGUGAACAAGAGCCAAAUGAUGCUGAAGGAUAUGAGAUUGAUGAUCAAAAUCAAAAACAGACUAGAACAUCAAAAAAAAUGAAAGGAAGUGAUUGGAUUCGACAUAUUAGUAACAAUAACAAUAAUAAUAGUAAUCAUAAAAGUACAGAAGUAACAACAACAAUGACCGGAGUAACAGUUCUUAUGAGUGAAAGUGAUACGUUAGUUAAUAGAAAACGACGUCGAAAUCGAAAAAUAGAUAAAACUUUUGUUCAACAAUUUCGUCGAAUAUUGUCUGAAAUAAAUUCUUCUACAAGAAUAUUGUCCAGAUUAUCAUCAACUGUUAUCGAUGUUGAUUCAUUGUACAUUCAAAUUGUGCGUAUUGAACAUGUGUAUAAUCAAACAUUGUUGUAUGGUAAAAAUUUAAAUGAUCAAAGUGAACUAAUAGUUAUGAUUGAUAAUAAAAUGAUGAAUGAAAAAUUAUUUAAAAUUGAUGAUAAAAUUAAAAUUGGAAAGAAACGGUAUCAACGAACGUCUACAAUCCCUUUCAAAAUAUAA
Molecule: messenger RNA, 741 nt
Organism: Didymodactylos carnosus
Lineage: Eukaryota; Metazoa; Rotifera; Eurotatoria; Philodinida; Philodinidae
Source: the annotation of a GenBank genome assembly